AUGCAGCUGCUGCUGGUGAUGAUGCAGCUGCUGCUGGUGCUGCUGCAGCUGCUGCUGGUGAUGAUGCAGCUGCUACUGGUGAUGAUGCAGCUGCUGCUGGUGAUGAUGCAGCUGCUGCUGGUGACAGUGGAGGUGUUGAGAUCCUUCGAGGUGGUGGAGGUGUUGAGAUCCUUCGAGGUGGUGGAGGUGUUGAGAUCCUUCGAGGUGGUGGAGGUGUUGAGAUCCUUCGAGGUGGUGGAGGUGCAGAGAUCCUUUGAGGUGGUGGAGGUGUUGAGAUCCUUUGAGGUGGUGGAGGUGUUGAGAUCCUUUGAGGUGGUGGAGGUGUUGAGUACGGAUUUCGGAGCCCAGGAUAUGAGUACAACCUCCAAAAUGGAUGCCUCUUUGAGUGGACCAACACUCAACAGCUCGCCCAUCUCAUACCCCAGCCAUGGCCCCCCCCUCCCUGAAGAACCAGACCCGCUCGCCUCACUUACAGACGUGUCGCAGUUGUGGCUGAAGUUUGGCAAGACCUUCCUGAUGAUGCUGCCCAUCUAUGUGCUAGGCUAUUUUGAGUUCAGCUUCAGUUGGGUUCUCGUGGGACUUGCCGCGCUCUUCUACUGGAAGAGGAACCACAGCAAGCAGGACAACCGCAUCAACCGCGCACUCCGCUUCCUGGAGCACAAGGAGUCAGUGACGCAGCGCAGUGCAGCUACGACACAGCUGCCGCCGUGGGUCCAUUAUCCAGACGUGGAGCGGGUCGAGUGGUUAAAUAAGACGGUUAAGCAGAUGUGGCCCUUCAUCUGUCAGUUUGUGGAUAAACUCUUCAGAGAAACAAUCGAACCUUCAGUGAAAACCGCCUCACCAUACCUGAGCUCCUUCUGCUUCACCAAGAUCGAUCUCGGAGACAAGCCUUUGAGGGUGAAUGGUGUGAAGGUCUACACCGAGAACGUGGACAAGAGGCAGGUGAUCAUGGACCUGGAGGUCAGUUUUGUGGGAAACACAGAGAUAGACAUCGACAUCAAGAAGUUUUACUGCCGAGCAGGAAUCAAGAACAUCCAGCUGCAUGGAGUGAUGCGUGUGGUGAUGGAGCCACUGUUGGGUGACAUGCCUCUGAUCGGAGCCCUGUCAGUCUUCUUCCUCAAGAAACCUUGGCUAGACAUAAACUGGACAGGACUCACAAACAUGCUGGACAUUCCUGGAGUCAAGUGA
This is a messenger RNA of Knipowitschia caucasica, 1188 nucleotides long. Lineage: Eukaryota; Metazoa; Chordata; Actinopteri; Gobiiformes; Gobiidae. The record is from the annotation of a GenBank genome assembly.